AGAGGUGCUAUUUAGUCCUCUCUGAGUCAGACCGAAACAUUUUGUCACCUACAGACUGUCCUUCAUUUAAACCAUACUCCCCCACUCCUAUCAGCUUAUAAUACCAAUACUGAAGUCAUACCUGCAUUAAUACCACUCUAAUCACAUCAUCAUCAUCGCCUUCAUCAUCAGCAGUCAUGUCCUCUCAUUCUCUCUUGCUGAUUCUGCUGGUUCUCACCUGCCUUCAGUCCUUCACAAUGGGCCAGGGUCAAAAUGAACCAGAUGUAUGCUGCUUCAACUUCCAGAUGAAGAGGAUGCGUGUAGAUCUCAUUACUGAGUAUAAAUAUACUCGGUGUGGCUGUCAGAAAGAUGGAAUCAUUUUUAUCCUGAAGAACGGGAGUCAUGUGUGUGCAGACCCUGGAGUUCAGUGGGUGAAGAGACAUAUGAAUACAGUCGAUCAGCGCCUUUAUGCAAGCACAAAUUAACCUUAACUUAGUCAUUAAAUUCUUUUUUUAUUAAUAUAACAAAGCGCAAUUUUAAUGUAUUACUUGUUGCAUCUGGACAGGAAGAAUAAAGAUUUAUUUUUUCAUACUCAAAUAUUUUAAAGGCUGAACGUAAAACAUUUUCUUAGUUUGCUUGCAGUUCAGGAAUAUUUAGCUCAGUUAAUCUAUGUUUUGUUAGCAUAAAGUCAUUCUGUCUUACAUUUCUUUAUACUAAAGGAAACUUUUUUAUAACACAUUAUGGUUUUGUUUUUUGUUGACAUUUUUCAACAUUAAGAAAUGCAUACAUGUAUAAAUGAAACAGCCCAUAAAAUAUUAAGCUUAUAU
This is a messenger RNA of Clarias gariepinus (North African catfish), 806 nucleotides long. RefSeq names its product C-C motif chemokine 3-like. NCBI's taxonomy places the organism in Eukaryota, Metazoa, Chordata, Actinopteri, Siluriformes, Clariidae. The record is from RefSeq and is a predicted model, not a curated record. The coding region runs from base 177 to 464 and encodes 95 amino acids. Gene Ontology annotation, cellular component: extracellular region. Gene Ontology annotation, molecular function: CCR chemokine receptor binding; chemokine activity. Gene Ontology annotation, biological process: monocyte chemotaxis; immune response; cellular response to type II interferon. The transcript is spliced from 3 exons.